CAUUUGUCCGAACAAUUAUUAAAAAAACGUUUCCACACACCAAAUAAAAUUAUCGUGAAAAGAAAAAACGUUUUAUACGAAAGAUGGGAGAAAACUAUAAUUACUGGAAAUCUCGUGAGUGGAUGUACAAAAGAAUCGACGAAAGGACGAAUAAUAUCUCAGCCGAGUUUUCAGCCGGGGUGGAAGAGUUCAUGAAUUUUGCAAAUAGCCAGCCAUUAGCACAAAGCAGUGGCGUGCAUGGACUCGUGGGUAGAACUUUUUACGGAAUAUCUACCAGCGGACAAUCAAGCAACUGGUUCCUAUUACGAGACAGAGAAGUUGAUGAGAAAUUUAGGGCUUCCAUUUUAUACAAUUGAUGUGUGUAUUAACAAUUGUAUGAUCUUUUGGAAAGAAGAUGAAAAAUGGGAUAACUAUCGAUUUUGUGAUGCACCACGAUAUAAGCCUAGCGAGGGACGAACCAAAAUACCAUUCAGCCGUAUGUGGUAUUUACCUAUUGCUGAUAGACUAAAGAGAAUGUAUCAAAGCGAGAAGACUGCGGCUGCAAUGAGAUGGCAUGCUGAGCACGAAGCAGAGGAGGGAGAGAUGUGUCAUCCAUCUGAUGGAGCAGAGUGGAAAAACUUUCAACAACUACAUCGUCAUUUUGCUGAUGAACCCCGUAAUGUUUACUUGGAUUUAUGUACAGAUGGAUUUAAUCCAUUUGGCAUGUCCCGUAAUCAUUCAUUAUGGCCUGUAAUCCUGACGCCAUAUAACUUACCUCCUGGUAUGUGUAUGAAUGAAGAGUACUUGUUUCUUACAAUUUUGAAUUCUGGUCCAAAUCAUCCUCGCUCUAGUCUUGAUGUUUUCCUUCGACCUCUUAUUGAUGAGUUGAAAGAAUUAUGGAAUAGUGGAGUCGAGGCAUUUGAUGCAUCAUUGAAUCAAAAUUUUAAUUUAAAGGCAGUGCUUAUGUGGACGAUUAGCGAUUUUCCAGCAUAUGGAAUGUUGUCUGGAUGGACGACACAUGGUAGAUUAUCGUGUCCAAUUUGCAUGGAUGAUACAAAAGCCUUUCAGUUGACAAAUGGAAAGAAGACAUGUUGGUUUGAUUGUCACCGAAGGUUUCUUCCUCAUGGUCAUCCGUUACGGAAGAACAAAACAAACUUUCUGAAGAGAAAGGACGCUUUGAAUGAUUAUCCACCAAGAUCUUUGACGGGUGAACAAGUUUUAAAAGAGCAGAUAAGACAGGUCAAUCCACCCAAAACAUCUGAAUGUGGUGGAAACGGUCAUGAUGUAAAGAAGAAAGGAUAUGGGAAUUGGCAUAAUUGGCACAAAGAAAGCAUCUUCUGGGAGCUGCCGUAUUGGACAGACCUUAAUCUCCGGCAUAAUCUUGAUGUGAUGCAUAUUGAGAAGAAUUUUUUUGAUAACAUCAUCAAUACUGUUAUGAACGUUAAGGACAAGUCAAAAGAUACUGUGAAGGCACGUCUGGAUAUAGCAAUAUUUUGCAAUCGAAAAGAUUUGCAUGUUGAUGAUUACAAGUCUUUGCAAAGACUUCUACAAGGAUCAUCAACCGGACCAAGUCAGUGGCGUGUCUAGGCAAGAGGCUGUUCAGAGCAGUCUUGGCAAGUGAGGAAGAAGGCUCUCC
Brassica rapa (field mustard) is the source of this 1615-nucleotide messenger RNA. RefSeq lists its product as uncharacterized. NCBI's taxonomy places the organism in Eukaryota, Viridiplantae, Streptophyta, Magnoliopsida, Brassicales, Brassicaceae. The record is from RefSeq and is a predicted model, not a curated record.